Molecule: messenger RNA, 2256 nt
Organism: Eriocheir sinensis (Chinese mitten crab)
Lineage: Eukaryota; Metazoa; Arthropoda; Malacostraca; Decapoda; Varunidae
Product: N-acetylglucosamine-6-phosphate deacetylase-like
Exons: 9
Coding region: 293-1555 (420 amino acids)
Biological process (GO): N-acetylglucosamine catabolic process
Molecular function (GO): N-acetylglucosamine-6-phosphate deacetylase activity
Source: RefSeq, a predicted model, not a curated record
AGUAAUAAUAAUAGAGAUGGUGAUAAUAAAUGGGAGAAACAACCAAGAGGAGGACCUACGAAGCGAUAUAGAGCCAUAAAAGCCAAAAGAAGAGGAAGAAGCAGUAUAUAUCAGCAUCCGCCUUUCUGCUAUCCUCUGUUGAUCAAGGGAUAAAAAUAUGUUGGAUGUAAGGAGUCAUUGACCGCCUUGCAGCUGAUAGUGAAGGACAUAUAAGUACGUUGCUAGGAGUAGUGCUAAGAGAGUGAUGCUGAGCUGACGUACGUGGGAUUAUUGUUACCCCUGAACCCUCACUAUGCCCUCCAUCGCACCCUCCAAGAUCAUCCAGUUCAAGAAUUGCCGGCUGGUACGAGACGGAGCCAUUGUGAGAGAUGACUUUUGGGUGCGAGGGGGCCGCAUCCUCAACCCAGAGCCGCUGUUCUUUGAGGAGCGGGUGCGGGCUGACCUGACGGUGGACUGCCAUGAUGCGUUGAUCUGCCCCGGCUUCAUAGACAUACAAAUUAAUGGAGGGUUUGGCUAUGACUUCUCCUCUGAUGUGGGGAAGCUGGAGGAGGCCAUGGCUGUCGUGUCCAAGGGCUUACUGUCUACUGGGGUGACGUCCUUUUGCCCCACUCUCGUUACCUCUCCCAGCGCUGUGUAUCAUGAGGUGUUGCCCAAGCUCAAAAGAACACCUGGCGGGAAGGAAGGGGCCGGCAUCUUAGGGGUUCACCUGGAGGGGCCCUUCAUAAGCCCCGAGAAGAAAGGUGCCCACCCCGUGCAGUACAUCCAGAAGGUGGAGGGAGUGGAGAAGCUGCACAAUACGUAUGGCAACCUGAACAAUGCUGCUCUGGUAACUAUUGCCCCUGAGCUGCCCGGGGCCUUGGAGGCUAUUCGACACUUGGCCAGCCUGGGCAUAAAGGUUUCUGUGGGACAUUCUAAUGGUAACCUUGAGGACGGUGAGGCAGCAGUCAACCACGGCGCCUCCUUCAUCACCCACCUGUUCAAUGCCAUGCUGCCGUUCCACCACCGUGACCCUGGCUUGGUGGGGCUCCUGACCAGCCAGCGCAUCAACCGGCCAGUUCACUACGGAAUCAUUGCAGACGGAAUACACACCCACCCAGCGGCCCUCAGGAUUGCCCACCGCACUCACCCUAAAGGUCUGGUGUUGGUGAGUGAUGCGAUGGCCGCCAUGGGCCUGGGCGACGGGAAUCACCUGAUAGGACAGAUGCAGGUGAAGGUGGAGGGGAAGCGAGCCCAGCUGGUGGGCACCAACACCUUGGCCGGCUCCAUCGCCACCAUGGAUGACUGUGUCCGCCACUUCAUCAAGGCAGCCGGUAGGUGCUGCUGCUCUUGGGGCAUCAGGGCGGCCUCCCUCCACCCAGCGGAGGUGAUGGGCCUCAGCCACCUCAAGGGCACGCUGGACUACGGCUCCGAUGCAGACUUCCUCUUGGUGUCCGACAGGGGCCCGCUACAGGUGCUCAACACCUUCAUCGCCGGGGAGUGUGUGUACAGCGCCCCCGAGGCACCGCCACUCAACUACAUACAACAGAAGCACCACAAGGGAGGUGCAGCCUUGUAGGAAUAGUAUACAUAGACUGCUUGUUGUGUUUAUAAAGUUUAUACAUUGCUUUCCUAAUCACUUCUUGUUAUGUAUAUCUAUGCUUUGCUUUUAUUUCUCUUUACCAGGUGCAGUUAAACCAUGCAAAAACUACAUUCUGAGAGGACCCCAAGCUUGGUUCUUUGCAUUGCUUGUUUAAUUAAGGCCCUGGGAAAAACAUAUUGGUAUUCCAGUGCUUCUUACUUUUAAGGGCAUUAUUGUGACCGUCCAGUCAGUGCACACUUUUUAUGAUAUUAUGUUCGCCUUAUUCGGCCUGUGAGUCCACUUAAGGUUUGUGAGCAGUCAUUGUGGCCUUUCCUAGACAAAUUGAUAAGUGGCCAGAUGGCUUGAUGGAGUUCCUUACAGGGUUAAUGUGUUGUCAUUCGAUGGAAGGUUCAUCAAUCUUUCUCAUGGCUCAUAGUAUCAACAUAAAGUAAAAGGAUAUUCGAAUUCUGUUAAGUGGAAGCAUGCAUAUGUUUAACUGUCUGCUACAUACAUACCUACAGCAGAGUUGUUACUGUGCAAGUUUGUUAAGGUUGUGACAGCAAUACUGUGUUCAGUGCUCUCUACUAAAGUCUUCACAUUCCUACAACAUAUUCCACAUUUUAAGAAAGACGGAACCUUGUUAUGAUGACCACCAGUUAUUGUUUUAUAGACUUUAUAUAUAAAGGCAAACUUUUGAA